Messenger RNA from Eruca vesicaria subsp. sativa (arugula), 1462 nucleotides. Lineage: Eukaryota; Viridiplantae; Streptophyta; Magnoliopsida; Brassicales; Brassicaceae. The record is from the annotation of a GenBank genome assembly.
CUCAGAUUCAAGACACACCGGUUCGGUAAUAAACUUCGAGCACAGAAGCCCCCUUCCAGCUUCAGCUCGUAAAGAUUGCAACUUUAUUACAUAAAAUUUAGUUCUAGAAGAUGAUUGGGAACUCUAUAAUGUCCUCAUCAUCAAUGAUUGUUUCCCCUCGAGUUUCUCCCAAUGGGCUUCCUUAUCUCCCACAAAAACCUAGAACCAGGCGUUGUUUAGUGACCAGAUCAAGUUCCAGUCAACCAGAAGGGAAGAAGAGUCCUCUCACGGUUGUGUUGGAUGUACCUAAGAAUAUAUGGAGACAGACUUUGAAACCUCUUAGUGAUUUUGGGUUUGGUAAGAGAAGUGUUUGGGAAGGUGGGGUUGGUUUGUUUCUCGUCUCUGGAGCUACACUUCUUGCUCUUAGCUGGGCUUGGUUACGAGGGUUUCAAAUGCGUGCCAAGUUCAGGAAGUAUCAGACUGUCUUUGAGCUUAGUCAAGCCUCUGGUAUUUGCACGGGGACACCGGUUAGGAUCCGUGGUGUGACCGUUGGGACUGUUAUCCGUGUGAAUCCUUCUUUGAAGAACAUUGAAGCUGUUGCUGAGAUUGAAGAUGAUAAGAUUAUUAUCCCUAGGAAUUCACUGGUUGAGGUGAAUCAGUCUGGUCUACUAAUGGAGACUAUGAUCGAUAUUACGCCGAAAAAUCCGAUACCGGAACCUUCUGUAGGGCCGUUGCAUCAGGAGUGUGGGAGAGAAGGUUUGAUUGUUUGUGAUAGGGAGAAAAUAAAGGGAGAGCAAGGAGUGAGUUUAGAUGAAUUAGUUGGGAUAUUCACUCGUAUGGGGCGUGAUGUAGAGGAGAUUGGUGUUGCCAAUGCGUUUUCUCUUGCUGAGAGAGCUGUUUCAGUUAUUGAAGAUGCAAAACCGUUACUCAAAAAGAUUCAAGCCAUGGCUGAAGAUGCUCAACCUUUGCUGUCUGAGUUUCGUGAUAGCGGCUUGCUCAAGGAAGUUGAGGGUCUAACUCGAAGCCUCACCCAAGCUUCUGAUGAUAUGAGAAAGGUUCAUUCGACGAUAAUGACACCUGAAAAUACAGAACUAAUACAGAAGUCAAUCUACACUCUGGUUUACACUUUGAAGAACGUCGAGAGUAUAAGCUCAGAUAUUCUAGGAUUCACAGGAGAUGAAGCCACAAGAAAAAACCUUAAACUACUCAUCAAAUCACUCAGUAGACUAUUAUGAUCAUCAUGGGUCCCAAGGAAGGAGAAGACGUCUCACUUAAUAAUUUCGAGGUGUUUAUUAUUAUAUUAUUUUAAAUUUCAAAAAAGAUAGACGAGGGUGUUUUUAGUCAUUACAUGUGGACAAUUUGGUCUUUUUAAGCGAUUAAUUUAAUAUAAUAAUGGUCGGGGUCAGGACAGAAGGCAAGUGCUUACCCUCUUUUUCUUUCUUCGCAUUUCGAGACAUAUCUCUUGUGAACGAACCCUUUUAAA